Molecule: messenger RNA, 2876 nt
Organism: Salvelinus fontinalis (brook trout)
Lineage: Eukaryota; Metazoa; Chordata; Actinopteri; Salmoniformes; Salmonidae
Product: calcium uniporter protein, mitochondrial-like
Exons: 9
Coding region: 385-1506 (373 amino acids)
Biological process (GO): calcium import into the mitochondrion; mitochondrial calcium ion homeostasis
Cellular component (GO): mitochondrial inner membrane; uniplex complex
Molecular function (GO): calcium channel activity; uniporter activity
Source: RefSeq, a predicted model, not a curated record
UUCUGAUUUAAAGUCUGUGGUUUGAGCCAUGGAUUUUCCUUUCUUUUUCGCGCUGCUCUUUUUACGUCUUAUUUCGUGGCGAAUUGCAACAACAGAAAUGAAACGGCGUUUCAUAAAUCGAUCAGGGCAUUUAUUCAGAGUUAUAGUUAAAGAUAUUAUUAGCUGUCUAGGCUACUGUACCGUGCUGAGUGUGUGCAACCCCGCCUCUGUUUCUGAAAAUGCCUUCCUAGGGUUGUGUUGUGUGUAAACGCCAGCCCCGCAGCCCGCCUACUCUAGGUCUACUCCCCGCCGUCCCUCUCCGCCUCCCUCCCUCUCCGCCUGCCACGGUCUCGCUUGGUCCGCUUGCAGCAUUCGCCUUCCGAGCGAGGAUAUUCCACUACAGACAUGGCUGCGAAUGUGUGUAGAUCAAUUAUUCUCUUGUCCCGUAGUAGCGGACAUGUGGUCAGCGGGCUGCCCGCACUUGUUAUCUCGUCCCAGCGGCACCAGCAGCACAUAAGAGCGGACCAGCCUGUCAGGAGAACACAUGUCCUGCGAUCAUCCUCCCGCUCUGCACUGUUCACCCAGCCUCCCACCAGCCUCUCAACCACCCUCUCAACCCAGGGUUGGAGGGGCGCCCCCUCGUGGCAUGGCCAGAGGCUGCUGUGUUCCUCCGCCACUCCAGAAGAGGUGACGGUGGUGUACCAGAAUGGACUGCCGGUGAUCUCGGUCAGUUUGCCGUCCCGGAGAGAGCGAUGCCAGUUCACUCUGAAGCCCCUCAGUGACUGUGUUGGGGUGUUCCUCACCCAACUGCAGACGGAGGACAGGGGCAUCGACCGAGUAGCCAUCUACUCUACAGAUGGGGCGAGGGUAGCCUCUUCUACAGGGAUAGACAUCCUGCUGUUGGAUGAUUUCAAUCUGGUCAUCAACAACGUGAGGCACCUGGUGCGGCCGCCACGGAGAGAUCUGCUGGCCCAGGAGGAGGCAGAGCGUCUGAAUGACGUUAAGUUCCUGGUCCAGCAGCUCUACACCACCCUGCGUAUAGAAGAACAUCAGCUGAGUAAAGAGAAGGAACUAGUGGUCAGACUGGAGGACCUCAACUCACAGCUACGUCCCCUGGAGAAGGUAAGGGAGGAGCUGAGUCGUAAGGCGGAGCGUCGUACCACCUGGGUGCUGUGGGGGGGCGUGGCCUACAUGGCAACCCAGUUUGGGAUCCUGGCGCGCCUCACCUGGUGGGAGUACUCCUGGGAUAUCAUGGAGCCUGUCACCUACUUCAUUACCUACGCUACCGCCAUGGCUAUGUACUCCUACUACGUACUCACACGCCAGGAGUACAUCUAUCCUGACGCCAGGGACAGACAGUACCUGCUGUUCUUCCACAAGGGGGUGAAGAGACAACGCUUUGACAUCCACAAGUACAACCAGCUGAAGGACUCUAUCGCUGAGGUGGAGUUAGAUCUGAAACGGCUGAGGGAUCCCCUCCAGCUCCAACUCCCUGUCCAGCAACUCACCGCCGCCAGCAAAGAUUGAUAUCCUCCCUUUCCUUAAUCCCUCCAUCCCUCCUUUCCUCACCUUCCCCUCUCUCUCUCCCCCUCUCCUCAGGUGGAGUUAUCCCUCCAUCCCUCCUUUCCUCACCUUCCCCUCUCUCUCUUCGUCCAUCCAACUUUUUCUCUCUCUGUCUCUCUUUGACAGGCCUGUCCUUUAGUGAACCUCAGUGGGAGAUCCUCCUCUGUUUGUUCUCUUGGAUGAUAAUUGCAAGUAAAACCAUAUUAAAGAGGAGUUUUGGCAACAAGAAAGAACAGACACUGAAUCCUUCUAGAGAGGUGGAUGAUGAAACUGGAAAUGCCACUCUAGGGUACGUACAGGAAGUGAGACGCUACAGUGGGAGGAGCUACAGCUGAGGCAUCGGGGGAAGACAGAUGGACACAUCUAUAAGCGUGUGUGACCUACUAUAUCUAUGGACUAGUUGGCCCACAGUGCAGCAUUUAUUGUCAUGCUGUGAAGCUGGAGCCUUCAGACUGUAAACAGACACACACCACUCCUGUAGGGCCAUGGGACGUCUAUGGAGGGACUGAAUCCACUUUUACAAGGAUGGAUCGCCUCUAGCUCCUCCCCCUGACCUCUGCCCUCUGACACUAUGCAUGCACAGAGGACACGGCUGUGAUUGGACAGCGGUUCCUGUGAGCUCCAUGUGACCUUGAACUUUGACCUUGGUUGACCCCUCUUGUCUUGUCAGAUUUGCUGUGGCCAAUCCUGCCCCCUUUUUGCCUCCAGGUCCCUCCCCCUCUGCCUGAUGGACAGCUACCCACCGAUUCCGUUGCUAUGACGACACUGGGGCUUUAUCAAGCGCCCGUCAGCCUAUCACAGCCUUUACAGAAAGUGGACAGAUGAGAGUUGAGGUCAGGUGACCAUGCCUCAUUUCCUCUUCCUGUUGUUGACUUCCUGUUGGGAUUGGAAGAGAAAAAAGGAAAAUACUACGGACACAAACAUCACUGUGUGUUUUAUCUAAUAGUCCCAACAAUAUUCUGACACUUUUUAUUUUGAAAGCCAUACUAUAUUUGUUAUGGAAAAUAAUAUACAAUCAAACAAAAUGGAAGUAGAGUGGGGGGGAGGAGCUCUCUUUUUAACAUCCAGUAAUAAGUUGAUAUACCAUAUCUGCAUCUCUUUAUUAAAUAUCUCCGACAUACAGGACCCCCAUAUCAAUAGAAUUACCCUCUCUGUCUCUCUCUCUCUCUCUCUCUCUCUCUCUCUCUCUCUCUCUCUCUCUCUCUCUGUCUCUGUCUCUCUCUCUGUCUCUCUCUCUCUCUCUCUGUCUCUCUCUCUCUCUGUCUCUCUCUCUCUCUCUCUGUCUCUCUCUCUCUCUGUCUCUCUCUCUCUCUCUCUGUCUCUCUCUCUCUGUC